Oncorhynchus nerka (sockeye salmon) is the source of this 2645-nucleotide messenger RNA. RefSeq names its product ammonium transporter Rh type B-like. Bases 221 to 1606 code for a protein of 461 amino acids. NCBI's taxonomy places the organism in Eukaryota, Metazoa, Chordata, Actinopteri, Salmoniformes, Salmonidae. Gene Ontology annotation, biological process: ammonium transmembrane transport; ammonium homeostasis. The record is from RefSeq and is a predicted model, not a curated record. Gene Ontology annotation, molecular function: ammonium channel activity. The transcript has 10 exons. Gene Ontology annotation, cellular component: plasma membrane.
GCACUAAUUAAGUCAGACCAACUCAUGUGUCAGCUUGAGUCCUCACUCCCUGCACUCCCUGCACUCCCUGCACUCCCAUCGCAUCACUGCAGUCACCGGUGCUUGUGAGUGUUAGUGUGUGUUGCUGUGUUCCCCGAUCUGGAACUGAGUUGGACUUCUAACCAUUCACCGCUAAGGCCAUAGUGCAGAGCCAGGAGAAUACCCAGGUAACCCCACAGCCAUGACGAACUCAGCGACUAACUUGCGGCUGAAGCUGCCCAUAGCCUGCAUCAUCCUGGAGGUGAUCAUCAUCAUCCUCUUCGGCACUCUGGUCCAGUACGACGAUGAGACAGAUGCCAAGCUCUGGCACAAGGAAAUCGCCAAUGGCUCCUCCAACUACGACAACGACUUUUACUACCGCUACCCCAGCUUUCAGGAUGUGCACGUGAUGAUCUUCAUUGGCUUUGGUUUCCUCAUGACGUUCCUUCAACGUUACGGCUUUAGCAGUGUGGGCUUCAACUUCCUCAUCGCAGCCUUCGCUCUGCAGUGGGCCACUCUCAUGCAGGGCUUCGUCCACGGCAUGCACGGGGGCAAGAUCCAUGUCGGAAUAGAGAGUAUGAUCAACGCUGACUUCUGCACAGGCUCAGUGCUCAUCUCGUUCGGGGCGGUCCUGGGGAAGACCAGUCCAGUCCAGCUGCUGGUCAUGUCUGUGAUUGAAGUCACCCUGUUCGCAGUCAAUGAGUUCAUUGUGCUUUCUGUUCUGGGGGCCAAGGAUGCUGGUGGCUCCAUGACCAUCCACACCUUUGGAGCUUACUUUGGCCUGAUGGUUGCUCGUGUUCUCUACCGCCCCAACCUGGACAAGAGCAAACACAAGAACUGCUCUGUCUACCACUCUGACCUCUUCGCCAUGAUUGGCACCAUCUACCUGUGGAUGUUCUGGCCUAGCUUCAACUCUGCUGUGACGGCCCACGGAGAUGACCAGCACCGCACGGCUAUGAACACCUACUACUCUCUAGCUGCCUGCACCCUGGCCACCUAUGGCCUGUCUGCCGUUGUGGCUCAUGAUGGCAAGCUCGAUAUGGUGCACAUCCAGAACGCUGCCCUUGCCGGUGGGGUUGCCGUGGGAACUGCUGGUGAAAUGAUGCUCACUCCUUUCGGCUCCAUGAUUGUGGGCUUCCUGGCUGGAACCGUCUCUGUGCUGGGCUUCAAGUUCCUCUCGCCUAUCCUGGAACAAAAGCUGAAGAUACAGGACACGUGUGGCGUCCACAACCUGCACGGCAUGCCUGGAGUCCUGGGAGCCAUCGUUGGCGCAGUUACUGCUGCUCUGGCAACCAAGGACGUCUAUGGAGAUGGGAUGGCUGAUGUGUUCCCUGACAUCCACUCUGGUGAUGUGGAGGCCUCGUUCCAGGGUGUACGACAGGCCAUCUCCCUGGCCGUAACCCUGGGCAUCGCCCUCCUGGGCGGUCUUAUCACCGGUUUUAUUCUGAAGCUGCCAAUUUAUGGUGCUCCUCCUGACACCAUCUGCUUUGAGGAUGGCAUCUACUGGGAGCUGCCUGGUGAGGAGGGCUCACAAGAGGAGUUGACCACUGUCAGGACACCAGACGAGGCAGAAAAGCUCAACGCAUAAACACACACACACACACACACACACACACACACACACACACACACACACACACACACACACACACACACACAUAGUGGAUUUUACAACCAGCACAUGGUGCUUUGUGUAUGUCUGCCAUUUUCCAAUGUGCCAAUACCAUAUCUGAUUCACUAGUAUGGUGGUAGUGUGUGUUCAAACACUCCAGACCAUCAGCAUAAGUGCCUUUCACUCUCAGAAGUAAACAAUCUCAAGGUAACCCAUAAUGUGUUUACACCAGACAGAAGCAUGCCUUAUGUUAUGGUUCUAGAUUAUGCUAUGAAGCUACAGUAUAUGACAGAGGUAUAAACUUGAAUCAUGGUCUGAGAAUUUGGAUACGACUAGUGAAACCUGUUUGAUGACACGAAAACAAUGGAUUAAGCAACUUUUUAAUUGAGUGUUUUUGAGAUAUUUUUGGCUUCUCCACUCUUCUAAGAGAUGUUACAUGCACCAAUGUUAAGGGAAUUACACUUUUAGCCACUUUUAAUCAUCUGAUUGACUAGGGGAAAGACAAAUUCGCAGUAGGUCUAUGUGUUGUAAAUUCAAUAUAAAACCAAAGAAAAAUGUAAAUCGCGGAUGUUUUCAUGAAUAGUGAAUAGUCAAUCACUUUUAUAGGUGCAUGUCCAUCACUAAAAAUGAAAAGUAUUCCAAACUAAAGCUAUGCAUAGAUAGUUAAAGUAGAGUUUUGACUAUUGAAUAUUCUCUCUGGGUCGGGAUUCUCCUUUUGUUCUAUUUCUAUACUAUGAAAUGUAUUGGGUCUAGAGUAGAGUUGCUAUUGUACAAUUAUGUACAGUUGUGUAUUGUACAUAAAUGUUUAGACAACAUAAAAUGUGAUAUAAUUGAAAAGACUAGCUUCACCACUACAGACAAACAAACCAUUUAAUCAAAUGGAUUAUUUGCUACAGGGAAGGAAAUGGUGCCCAGACUUUGUUUCACUGGAUUGCUGUGAAUUUAAAAUGAUAAUUGAAUAAUACCUGUAGCACAUUUUGGCAGAAAUAAAUCUUUCAAAUGUGAUAUAAAUAUU